Messenger RNA from Cannabis sativa, 1611 nucleotides. RefSeq lists its product as uncharacterized. The transcript has 3 exons. Bases 223 to 774 code for a protein of 183 amino acids. The record is from RefSeq and is a predicted model, not a curated record. NCBI's taxonomy places the organism in Eukaryota, Viridiplantae, Streptophyta, Magnoliopsida, Rosales, Cannabaceae. Gene Ontology annotation, molecular function: DNA binding.
UUUAUUUAUAUAACUCUAAUUUUCAAAAAAAAAAAAAAAAUAGCCAGAUUUUACCUCCAAAACCCUUACCCCCAAAUCCAAAAAAAAAUCCUCCGCCACCACUGUUGUCUUCGUCCCUGAAAAGCUCUGCCAUUGUCAAUAGUGCAGAGCUUCGAAGAACAUCUCGGAAGAGCUCUCACAAAGUUAGGCGAAAUAAGGUUUUGUAUUUUGAAGGUCAAAAAAAUGGAUGAAAUUGAAAAUGAGAGUUACUCACCUUCUACCUUAGAUCCAUCUAUAGACCUUACUGAUACUGAAACUGAAGAGGGGAACAAUAGAAAAAAACAGAAAGUUAGGCAACAAUCCGAUGUUUGGAAACAUUUUACUAUGAUUGAAGGGGGUGAUCCGGUGGAUCCUAGGGCUGCUUGUAAUUACUGUGGGAAGGAUUAUGCUGCUGACCAUAGGAAACAUGGCACUAGUAGCUUGUGGAAUCACUACAACCAUCAGUGUGAACAAAAUUCAAAUAAGGGUGAUGGAGGUGAAGAGAAAGAAUCUGAACCAAAGGAAGAAGAGGGUGAUUUGGUUGAUACGCCAUUGACUGAAGAAGCUUGCAGGCAUGCUAUUGCGAGGUAUAUAGUAUCGGAGAAGUUGCCAUAUAGUAUUGUUGAGAGUGAGGGAUUUAGGCAGUUCAUUCAGGCUUUCUUACCCAAUUUCGAGCUCUCAAGCGCUACACUUGCAAGAGAUAUUUGCCAGUUGAAUUUGGAUAAGGGGAAAGAUAAGAAAGGUUCUGAAGAAUAAAAGGGAUACCACUUAUAGAUAACACAUGUAUCUUCUUUAAAAUGUUAUUUUACAUGCGUAUCAUUUCAUACUGGCUAGAUAGUGAGUGCAAGUUGUAGAAGAUAUUUAUCAUUCUCUAUUACUUUUUUAUUUUUUAUUUUCUAUGAUAGGGCAUUUUGGUUGAUUUUGGUAGUAAUACUGAAAUGGUACAUUCUGUGAGUUUGUCUUCCACCGGGCUCCUCAUAUUUGACUUCAGAACUCAAACAAGAGCUUUGUAUGGAAAGUCUAGCGAUUUCACUUUACGAUCCUCACCAGGGCGUUUUCGUGUUAGAGCUGUGCAAGAAAAUGGAGGGCCUAGGAGACUAGUAGAUAUCAUCAGAAUUGUACCUGAGCUCUCAAGAAACUAUUUUCGAAGUCCUUCUCGAAGGACCCUCUUCGGGGGUAUCUCUUUGUUGGGUGGUUUUUAUGUUGCACAGACAAUUUCUCUGUCUUUUGGAGCUUUAGGAGUCAAUGAUGUGAUAGCUGCAGUUUUGUGUGUUCUUCUCACAGAGUAUGCUACAAAGUUUUAUUACAGCCGCCCGAAAAUUACAUUUCCUCUUGCUCUUCUUAACAAUUUCAAGAUGGGAUUUACUUAUGGUCUUUUCAUUGAUGCUUUUAAGCUGGCCAGUUAGCUACUCUAAGGCAAAUCAUUCCACAAGAAGCAUCUGUGAUUCCGUAUAAGCUCACGACACUUGUGUGUGUGAUUGAAUCAUUAUUGUAUUCUUGGUUUUUAAGAAGUCACCUAUAUCUAAAAUUGAACUAAUCAAGAGGCCAUUUGUAACUGUCAUUGAAUCGUUAUGGUGUUCAUAGUUUUAAAAA